Molecule: messenger RNA, 2004 nt
Organism: Drosophila subobscura
Lineage: Eukaryota; Metazoa; Arthropoda; Insecta; Diptera; Drosophilidae
Gene: Acsf2
Product: medium-chain acyl-CoA ligase ACSF2, mitochondrial
Exons: 3
Coding region: 168-1958 (596 amino acids)
Biological process (GO): fatty acid metabolic process
Molecular function (GO): medium-chain fatty acid-CoA ligase activity
Source: RefSeq, a predicted model, not a curated record
UUGGCGAGCGGCGGACGUCGAACUAGAACAAAUACUUAACAAGACUUCAACUGAAUAAAGAUCGUUAGAAUCGUUGAAAUUAAUUUAAAUACCAGUGCGGUGUGGUACAAGUGAAUGUGUGAAUAUUAUGAACAUUUAAUUAUAGUUUGAAUUGUGUGAUAUCAAACAUGAUUAAUAAGCGAUUGCAGAUUGUGUCUAGGCAUGUGCUUCGACAGGGAUUCCUGCUCCAGGCUAAGCGCAGUGUCUCCACGUCCAUGCCAGUUCUGAUCAGCUACCGACAUCAUAUUGGCAAAGAACCUCUUGUCUAUCGCACUGUGGGCCAGGAGUUGGAGCUGUCGGCGUCAAAGUAUGCCGAUACGGAAGCCAUUGUCUCCUGCCAGGAGGGUAAGCGCUACACCUUCAAGGGCCUGCUGGAGGACGCUGACCGUUUGGCAGCGGGAUUCCGCAAGUUGGGGCUCCAGCCCGGCGAUGCUGUGGGACUGUGGGCGCCCAACUAUAUGCACUGGUACCUGGGCAUGAUGGCAUCCGCCCGGGCAGGCCUCACUUCGGUGGGCAUCAAUCCAGCCUUCCAGGGCCCCGAAAUGGCCUACUGCCUAAAUAAGGUGAAUGUCAAGGCCAUUGUGGCUCCGGAGACGUUCAAGACACAAAACUACUACGAGAUUCUGCGCAGCAUUUGCCCUGAAAUCGCUGAUGCCGAUCAGGGAAAGAUCAAGAGCGAGAAAUUCCCACACCUGCGCUCUGUCAUCAUCGACAGCAAGGACGGCCUCAAGGGCGCUCUGCGCUUUGACGAUUUCCUCGAUCUGGCCAGCAAAACCGAGCGUGAGGAGAUCGGCAAGCUUCAGCCCACGAUCAGUCCCGAAAGUGCGUGUAACAUUCAGUUUACGUCGGGCACCACAGGCAACCCCAAGGCAGCGGCUCUCUCUCACUAUAAUUUCGUGAACAACGGCAUCCAUGUGGGCAAUCGCAACGAGCUCGAGGGGGAGAGAAUAUGCGUGCAGGUGCCACUGUUCCAUGCCUUUGGAGUUGUGAUCACGAUCAUGGCCGCCUUGAACAAGGGCGCCACCCUGGUAUUGCCUGCGGCUGGCUUCAGUCCCAAGGACUCGCUGCAGGCCAUCGUCAAGGAGAAGUGCACUGUGAUACACGGAACGCCGACCAUGUACGUGGAUCUCGUGAGCACGCAACGCAAGCUCCAGGUGCCGUUGGGCAGAAUCAAGAAGGCCAUCACCGGUGGGGCUAUAGUCUCGCCGCAGCUCAUCAAGGAUGUCAAAGAGGUCUUGGGCGUUGAGGCUAUGCACAGUGUCUUUGGUCUGACGGAGACAACGGCCGUCAUCUUCCAGUCUAUGCCCGGCGACAGCGAGGACAGAGUACUCCACACUGUUGGCCAUCUACAGGACCAUGUCGAAGCCAAGGUAAUCGACUCCGAGGGCAACGUUGUGCCUUUGGGCCAGCCCGGAGAGCUGUGUGUCCGCGGGUACACGACUAUGCUGGGCUAUCACGGUGAUCCGGAGAAGACAGAGGAGACCAUGGGGAAGGACAAGUGGCUGCGCACCGGCGAUCAAUUCGUGCUGGAGGCCAACGGCUAUGGCCGCAUCGUGGGUCGCCUCAAGGAGAUGAUCAUUCGCGGCGGUGAGAACAUUUUCCCCCGAGAGGUUGAAGACUUUUUAAACACACAUCCGGAUGUGGUCGAAGCUCAUGUAAUUGGUGUACCCGAUGAGCGUCUGGGUGAGGAACUCUGCGCAUUUGUCCGCCUAAACGAGGACGUUGAUCCGGCGACGUUCACCGUGGAGUCAUUGCGAGCAUACAGCAAGGGAAAACUGGCGCACUUCAAGAUACCGCGCUAUGUGUUCCCUGUCGAGGCAUUCCCCAAGACCACCUCUGGAAAGAUCCAGAAGUUUAAGCUGGUGCAAGAAUUUAAGGAGCGUGUCAAAGGCAAGGAUCGCGAGGCCGUUAGAGUUUAGAGUUUUAGAUGUGUAAAUUGAACAAUAAAUUGUAAAUGGAAAUUCA